This is a messenger RNA of Acipenser ruthenus (sterlet), 5052 nucleotides long. RefSeq lists its product as uncharacterized. The coding region runs from base 3330 to 4187 and encodes 285 amino acids. The record is from RefSeq and is a predicted model, not a curated record. Lineage: Eukaryota; Metazoa; Chordata; Actinopteri; Acipenseriformes; Acipenseridae. The transcript has 2 exons.
UAAUUUGGCAUGUUUAAACACGAACCGCAUCUGAUUUUUGGUUUCAACAGAUUAAUAACCACAAAAAAAACACCCCUGAAGACCCACUUAGAAAAUGUAUUUUUGGCAAUAUAUUUUAAAUAUUAUUCAUGCUUUACUCCCUUUAUACAUGAAGGCGGGCAGUGUGCAAAGACAUUGCUCCUGACUAGUCAAAUGUGGGCCUACAGUAUGCAAUAGGAUACUCCAUUAGUGACUUGGAUGGUCUUAAACAAAUCUGGACUUCUUUUAUGACCAGUAAUUUAAAAGCUUGGUUGACUUUUUAUAUUUACAACAUAAUUAAUGAGAAGAAUGAACCAUUAAGACUAAUGCAUUCAUCCUUCUACUGUGGAGUUUACCAUUAGUGUUAUAGGACGUUUGGGUAAUUUAGUGUUUAUGAACAAUUAUUCGCGAGUUGUGUCAAAUCUCCUAAUCGGAGUAACCAAGCCCAUCUCCACAUAGAGUAUGUGUGGUUCUUUGCUGUGUUUAUAUCAUGCAUGGGCUGCAGCAGUUGCAUUUCUACUGGGAGGACUGCUUUCCUUAAAUGGGUUGGUAGAUUUGGACUGAGAGGUAACUUGCAGUUUGAAAUCAAGCCACGUGGGGUCAGUCAAAACCUUAGUUCAGAGGGAGACAGGUAAUCUUCCUGUGAAGUAUGUCUUUUCAGUACUAAAUUUAAAGGAUUUGUUUGAGUUAAAGGUGAUACCUUUAGAUGAAAAAUGUGGAUCUUUACUUGCAUGGUAUUUCAUAUACUUUGAAAUAGAUCGUCAGAAAGCAGACGCUGCUUUCAACCCCCUUUGGUCUUCAGCAGUAGUAUGGAGCAGAAUUACUACAUCACGUGACUUCAGAAGGAUUUUACAUGCUCAGAUAAUGCCAGAUGAAUUCUGAGCAGAGAUUAACACAACUUUGGUCUGUCUGUCAUGAUUAAAGCAGAACCUCAAAUGAUUUGCAUUUUGGCUGCAUGUGCUUCUAGCCUCCGACUGUCCUUGAACGGGUUAAUUAAAGGUUAAAUCAUAAGAACCAUACGCUAAUGGUUAGCUCGAGAGGCGUCGCUGCACGUAGGGACAGGCUACUUACCGGCUGUAUCGUUCAUAGGGUUUGCUAGGCAAAUUUAGUUCUAUGGCAAGAAAUCAAAUCGUGGUUGACAGCCUUUUGAUGUGCUUUAUUAUAUCUCAUAAUGUGCGCCAAAAAUAAAUCGUUUGCAAGAACACGGUGCAGGGCGCGUCCCUUGUUAAAUAAUUCUGAUCCUUUUGCGCUGCCGUAGUUUUCACCCAGUUGUCUCCGGGCCUGCCUUUCACAAGCUGGCAGCUGUACUGAAGAUAGGAAAAAAAAAAACUUGGGAGGAAGAACUGAAGGAAGGUCGGUCUGACUGGACGAAGCAGAGUGGGAGAGGAAGGGAAAGUCAUCCCAACAAGACAAGACAAGACGGACGUGGUAAGCCCGACUAUAACGAUGGAAGCACGAUUUCCAUUAGAAACAAUAUAUCUACGCAACAGAAGCUACUGUGACUAACCCGCGUUUCUUGAUACAAAAGAACCAAACAGAGAACAACAAAAAAAAACUAACUAUACUUUUUUAUUAGCAUUUGUUUUUGUGCUGUAAAAAAACGGAUUUACAGAGACAACGCUGAAAAGUACGUUUUCCUAUUUUAAAAAAAGUGAAAGAAGUUUGACAUACCACACCUGGAAGUUAAGACGACUUCUAAAAUAUUAUUUCAACUUUUUAAACCUCACCAGCGUGUUUCCUUUUUGUCUCGUUAAACGGAGUUGGAUUCUCAUUACGCUUCAUCAUGUUCAACUUUGUUUGGUGACAUUUUCCUAUUUGUUUUUGGACAAUAAGGUUCCGAGACCAAAAAGGACAUUUUUGGGGGAAAAGAGCAACAUAUCUGCUUUAUACAAAAUAAAUACAAAAAAAAGAGAGAAAAUAAACUGUGGAUACUGGAAGAGCCCUCCGCUUUCCAAUACAGCAGGAAGACAAUUAUUUUAAAAGUAAAAGAAAAUGCCAGACUACAGAGUACUAUUGACAAAGUAAAGGAAGGUAAAAAUUAGUAAACGACUUUUCUCGGUGCCCGCUGAACUCUGAGUGAACGACAGGAAGAUUUUUUUAAGUGUAGAUCCAAGGCGUAUUAAUAUACAAGGGAAAUGGGGGACGUGGCAAAAUAUUUAAAGUUUUUUGCUUAUGUUUUAAUGUAAUAAGUUAUCUAUUCAAAAUUAUGCUAUGACGUUUUUGACCAAAAUGAUUUCAAUAUAUUCAAAUUUUACAGUUACUGUAAGCUUGUGAGAGAGAGAGGGGGCAGAGAUACAAGGUGAAGGUGCAUUUCCACACAGAGCCGGCUUUGUGUACCUUUUUGAUAAACAAAAACGUUGUUGAGAAAGAAAAAAAAACAGAAAAACAGCUUCCGGAUAAUAUUAACACACAGGUACUAACAACGUUGAGAGCUGGUUAUAUUCACACAAGGCCUUUGUGGUCCUAACAAAAGCCGCUUGACUUGAAAUUUAUGAAGCAAAACUUGGAAUUCGGCCAGACUACGAAAAAGGUGAAACAUCGCCCUGGGUGUGGUUUGUGAGCAUAUAGGCGAAAGGUCAUCCUUUUAAUUAGAGCGACUAGAAAACUAGAGAGAGGGCUUAAACCAUUUCCACAGUACCGAGUUUUCAGAAGCGAAAAGAAAAGCGAUUUGAGAACGAUUGGAAAUUGACAGAGAAAUCGAUUAGUUUAAUAACAAAUUAACAAAAAACUCUGAAAUAGAAAGUUUGCAACACAGUCGACAGCUGUGUGUUUUGAGGUAGGGCGAGAGCAAAGCUGAACUCAUGAAUAAAUAAGCAAUCGGUAAGAGAGCUUGCGUUUUUACAGCUGCUUGCCAAGGGGUAAGGGGACUGAAGCAAUCGACAGACGGUUGAUAAGAUAAACAAACCAAAUUCCAUACUAAGACAAAAAAAAGCCACAUCGUCCUCUACAAACAUUGACGUAUUACCGCAAAAAAAAAUCAGUAUAUUACACGUUUAGAUACGGUUUUGUUUGUUUGUAAUACAUAAUAGACUAUUUAAACAACCUUAAAUUAAGAUUUCAUUUGUAGCACAUAUUUAUAGAGGACCCACUCAAUUACACGUAUUGCAAAUAGAAAAUUCAAGUAAUCAACGGAUUUUUGAAUCUGUGAUUUUAAAUUAUAAGUUAAUACUUUUAAAUUGGCUUACAUGCAUGGAUAAUGCAGGUUAGUUUGAACAAUUAAGAAAAGGUAUUCUAUUGAGACCAUUUUACGAACCCAGCAGUUAUACAUUAAAUAAUAACCAAAUCAAACUCUUUAAAGAAAUUUGGGCAGGAUGUCUUUAGUGGGGCGAGCUUGGGGCUGGGUCAAGCCUGUGUUGUACUAUCGACCAUGGGGCAGCAGAAAAGGGGUGAAGGAACUAGAGCUAGCGAAAGAGAGAGAGUUAGAGAGGGUGGAACGAGAAAAAGCAAAGGAGGGGGAGAGAAAGAUGCUUCUGAAGAUAGAGGAGCUGGGUCCUGUCAAAGGAGCUGUGAUCAACAAGAGCUCCCCCCAGAGGUGGUGGCAGGCACUGCCACUGAUACGCUGGUACUGGAGGAACCCAGAGCAGCUGGAGCCUGUAAAAAACAUUACCCCCAUUCCCUUGAAAGAGGCAGACUUUUCAGGAAGUGUGUAUUCCAUGGCCCCCUCCGGAUCCCCGGACACUACACCCCCUGCCCUUUUUAAAAAGACCCCCAAAUGGGACCACGUAAUCCUCCCGGAACAUUACGACAUCUCCUUCAACUUCCUGCGGCAUCUCUUCGAUCUGUUUGUCGUCGGCUUCCUGUACGUCAGCUCCCCGGUUGUUCGAGUCUGCCUGGAUGUGUUUGGCCUCAAGGGCGCGCUGAAGCUCUGGAUCCAUGGGAUGGCGCUGUUUCUUGUGUCCGUCUCUGGAAUGGGCUUGCUGCUGUGGCUGGUCCAGGCCUAUCUGCCCCAGUUUGCGCUUGUCUACGGUGUGCUGCAGGCCCUGGUGAUCUCGGUCAGUGUGAAACAGAGUCUGAUGGCUAAAGCCGAAGGAGAGAUUGAGGGACAGCCAGGGGAGAGAGAAGACAAGGAGGGGACAGUGCUGGACAGCAGCGAGGGAGAGACGGAGAGGGAGUUGGAGAGCGAGGAGAAGGAAGAGGGUGGAGCUCGCAUAAGCGAUGCUGUAUUUUGAGCAGGGGAAACAGAUACUUCUGGAACCCUAUCCAAAAAUCUGGGAUUGAAGACUACUUUCCUGGAAUUUUCAGGAUCCCACACAAUGACAAUUUCUCGAGAUCUUGUUCCCCUGUAACCUGGAUGGAUUUGUGUGGAUGGCUAGAUCAGGAAUAAGGGUCUGUUUCUGACACUGGAGCCUUUAUUUAAAACCACUGUGCACAUCAAUGCCGUUACACCUGUUACAAACAGCCUGGAGUGGAUAGCUGUGAAAGAGUAUGACUUUUUAUUUUUAUGGUUGGAAUCUUGGAAUCUUUAAGGGUUUCAAAAAUGUCCUGCAUUUUGUUUCUGCAUGUCGUCCCAUCUUUUUCCAAAGAAAAUCUAUAGAUGCAUGAAAGAAAGCCAGUGGUUUCCUCACCAUGGUACAGAAAGCAAGAUGAAGACUCUCCACAAAGGCUUUUAAUAAUCUUGUUUAGCACACUUAUCAUUGCUGUGGGUCUUUCCACUCAUUUAUCGCUGCCUAUCGAUUUUAACAUAACUGCACAUUUUGACUGAUUCAUUGGUGUUUUUAACCAGUUUAUCCAUCAAUCCCAAAUGGAGUUAUCUUGUGCUGUUAUACACUACAAACCAGCUUCUAGACGUUUGGUCAGGGAGCUACAAAUCCAGCUAAUCAACAUAUGCUGUUCUGAAAUGGGGGAUGCGAACGCAUCUGACAGUGUUAUCAUUAUCUGUAUACUAAUAACAAUUUUAAUGUAUGAAAAAAUACAAAGAACACUUCUUAGACCACAGUUUAACCAAAUAAUGUGUGAAAUUGACUCUCAAAUCACUGUGAAACCUUGUUUUUUUUAUACUACAUUAAAAUUUCACGUUGUGGUUCACUUUUAAAA